AUGAGAGGAUCCCGAACUUCUGGGCAUGCGUUGCUCGCAGCCAUCUUCCUCGCCACCUCUGCCACGGCGCAACACUCGCAUAAUAUCUUUGCGCGACAGUCGACUUGCCCAGAUCCAUCUCUCAGCAGAUGCGCGCAAGCGGGCUUGCCUGCAAAUUUCUGCUGCGGAUCCGGUUCCACUUGCAUACCACUUGCUGGAAACUCAACCCUCCUCUGCUGUCCAACCGGCGCAGACUGCACGACGAUCAAGCCGAUCACUUGCGAUAUCACAGCACAAGAUAUCACUCUGCAUUCAAGUAAUAUGCUCAAGACUACCAUCUUCACGGUGCCUUUGGCGACCUGUAACGGGCAAUGCUGUCCUUUUGGGUAUAGUUGCAACAGCGGAGGCAACUGUGUUCAAAACGCAGACCAGAGUGCCAUACCAGGUGUAUCGGCGAUUUCUCCAACAUCCACAUCCGCGUCUCCAACUUCUUUAAAGAUUCCAGGCUCAGCCAGCUUGCCUUCCCCCACUUCGCCAUCCACAAAUACUUCCUUGGUGGUGGCCCAAAAUCAGUGCGACAACUUCCCAGCCCCCGCUAUCCUCGCAGGCUUUUUCCCAGGCUUAGCAGUAGGUAUCUUGCUCUCGGUAGCCACCGUCUGCUUCCUCGGGGCCCGCCGUCGAAGAUCCGCCAGAAAGAGCGGCUCCUCGUUCGGCAACAUUUCUGAACCUGUAGGCGGCUGCGAUAUGCGAAGCGACUUUACGUACAAAUACCCGCAAGCGCCAUAUACGGCCGGUGAAAGCAGACCCGGGCGGCGUAGUACGGUAUACCGGGUCAAGUCUAUGUUCCGGAAAUACAACGACCAAGCUUUUAGCUUGGCGCCCCCGCUCCCGUUGAAUGUGCAGAGACCGAUGGCGCAGCAGAGAAAAAACAGACCGGUUACGCCUCCGCUGCAGAGGGAGGUGAGUUCUGAGCGUAUGAGCAUCUUUGCGGAUGCUGAUACGGCUAGUUCUUUUAGGGACACGGAGAGGACGGAUAUUGGGAGCCCUCAGCCGCCGCAGGCGUCGUAUGCGAGGGACAAGCACCAGACAACGUUCUCGGAUUUGAUAGAGCGGAGUGCACUGGCUGGGUUGCCGAAGGGCCAACGUGAUCUACAUCUGUUAUUCGUGCAAGCGGCGUUGUUCUUCAUGGUGGACAGUGAGAAAGAAUACCCAGACUGGAUCGUCAGCCUUGCUUUGUAUGGUGUCGGGGCGUCUCUUUACAGCUGUAGGAGGUCACUUCCAGUCACUGAUGGGCUCUUCAUACAGCGGUGGAGUUUCGCACCACGCCGCGAAAGCGCAGCCAUAGCUUCUCAGCCAGAAACAACAACGACGACAACAACAACACCGAUUCCUCACUUGAUCAACCACAACAGAGAUCUUGCUAUCUUCCUCAACAGAGCUACGACUGAGAUCCCACCGUCGACCACAAUGGAGUCCCCCUCAGGCACGAACCCUGGCUCGCCAGGUGGAAAUCCCCCCCCACGCUACAACUCCAUCGAUCACUCCAACUUCGGCCGCAUCAGCCCGGAGCUCCGAGCCAUCAUUCUGGAGAUGGUAUGCGAAGACCAGGUCGUACUCCAGGUAGUUCUCGAGAAUUCCGGCGUCAGAAUUGCUGGCCAGGCCCCUGGGAUCCCAGGCAUUAUGCAUGCUACCCGAGAGACUCGCGAAGUUGCGCUGCGGUUCUUCGAGCCUAUGUCUGAGCAGGACUUGAACCCAAUCACCCCAGCUCAGGUCGCGGUUGCUCCCGCUCUGCCUACCGCUGGAGGCUUUGUGAUUUGGGCCACACGUAAUAAUAAUGCCAGAACUGCCCGCGCCAGCCGCGCUCGAUUCUCCGCAACGACUCUCGAGGAUCUCAAUCUCCCCCAGGACAAGAAUUUCGAGUUCAUCGAGGUUCCCACGUCCAUUGGAUCUGAUGGGCUUCCUGAAGGUGGUCAUUUGGUAGGGGAUGCUGUGUAUGGAUUGACGCCUGGUAUCUGCUCUGAGAAUGUUUUAUUCCGCUUUCACGCUCCUCACCCUUGGUCGGGAAAUUACCAGCUAAUGAAUGGUCCUCAAUCUUCUUACCCAGCCACUGCCAGCGUACUGCAUCCUGCGGACCGUAUAACCCUGGCGGACGGUGCCUUCCCCAUUCGAGCCAUCAACAACAAUGAGCGCGGUAAGGCUCGGUUCAUCCUCCAUCCGGUCGUAGCUGAGGAGAUCGCCAAAGUGGGCUCCCCACGCAACCGCAACUUCUUCGUGAACAAGGCGGCUCUCAUCCUGAAGCUGCAAUUCGGUGAAGCCUCUCAGCAUAUGUACCCGACCUUCAGCUUGGCACCCACUCGUAGCAACGUCGUCCCUAAGCGUAUGCUUGGUAGCUCUGAGGUCCAUAAUAUCAUUGACUCACUGCGUGCCAAUCGUGCUCCUGAUCGCUUCUUCCCCAGCCUUGCUGUCCCAGAGCUCUUCGGUCAGAUCCAGCACCUGGUACUUAACCUGAUGCUCCCACCAUUCGCCGGCGCUCCUAGCAACGUCCACAACGCUUCGACCGCCUUCUCUGUCUGGGCUGAAGAUACUGCUGACAAUCUGGUCGAAUCCCGAUGGUUGACAAGCACUCUCGGCCGCUUCCCUGCGCUGAAGACCCUUCGCUUCUACGUUAUGGGUGACCACAACAUCCCUUCUGACAAGAUCGUUACGGUGCGCAACCUGUUCCACGACCUCCCUCCCCGCGACACCCGAGACUCUCGAGACACCGUCUACAACAUCCCGAUCCGCGAGAGCGACGGCGUCACCUUCAACAAGGCCAAGCUGCGCAUUCUGGAGCGUGAGCUCUCCCGUGCCAUCACUGAGAAGGCCGAGCGCGACGAGAUCCGAUCAUUCUGGACGACAAAGAUGACCCAGACGUCUACCGCUCCAUCAUCCGAUACUGAUUCCUGCCAAACUCGCCCGCCCGCCCAUCCGCUCACACACGUUCACCCCGAUGCAGAUACGUAA
This is a messenger RNA of Drepanopeziza brunnea f. sp. 'multigermtubi' MB_m1, 2982 nucleotides long. Lineage: Eukaryota; Fungi; Ascomycota; Leotiomycetes; Helotiales; Drepanopezizaceae. The record is from RefSeq and is a predicted model, not a curated record.